AUGUCUAAGAUAGUACGUUCAUUAAAGAAUGUAGCUGGUGGUUAUUCAUCUUCACAAGUAUUAGUUAGAAAUGCUACUUCAAAUGAUCCAACUGGUCCAACUAAAUAUGAUAUGGAAGAAAUUGCUUCAUUUACUUAUCAAUCACAAACAGAAUUUAUGGAAGUAAUGGAUAUGUUAGAUCGUCGUCUUAAUGAUAAAGGUAAAAAUUGGAGACAUAUUGCAAAAUCAUUAACUGUAUUAGAUUAUUUAGUAAGGUUUGGUUCAGAAAAAUGUGUAUUAUGGGCAAAAGAUAAUAUAUAUAUUAUAAAAACUUUAAGAGAAUUUAUUCAUUUAGAUGAAUCAGAUAAUGAUCAAGGUGCAAUAAUAAGAGUUAAAGCAAAAGAAUUAGUUUCUUUAUUAAGAGAUGAUGAAAGAUUAAAACAAGAAAGAUUAUUAGCAAAACGUAAUAAACGUGGAAAUUUUGAUGAUGAUGAUGAUGAUGAUGAAGAUGAUUUUGGUGGUAAUGAACGUAGAGAAAGAAGAAGAGAUAGAAGAAGAGAAAGAAAUCGUGAUGAGCCAUAUGAUGAAGAUUUACAAAGAGCAUUAGAAUUAUCAAGACUUACAGCUGAAGAAGAUCAAAAUAGAUUAAGAGAAGCUGAAAAUGAUCCAGAUUUAGAAGCUGCUAUAAAAUUAUCAUUAGAAGAAGAAGAAAUGAGAAAACAAAAUAAUAAUAAUAAUUUAUUAGAUUUAAAUGAAGAACCUCAAUAUCAACAACAAUAUUUUACAGGUUAUUAUCAACAACAACCACAACAAACACAACAAUAUUAUCAACAAGAUCCAAAUCAAUAUCAACAACAAUAUGAUAUGUUUGGAAAUCCAAUACAGAAUCCAAUGGAUACAGGAUUUUAUAAUCAAAACUACUACCAACAACAACAACAACCUCAAUAUCAACCAAAUCAAUUUACUGGUUUUAAUUAUGGUCAGAAUCAACCAGCAGAUCAAUUACAACCUUUAAAAACUGGAUCAAAUAAUCCAUUUGCUAUAGGCAAUGAUUCAAAUAACAACAAUAAUAACAAACCACAUCAACAAACAUUAAAUGAUUUAGCAGAAGAACAAGCUCAACAACAAGCACCACCACAACAACAACAACAACAACCGCAAUUUUAUACACAACCAACAGCUCCAUUAAAACAACAAAAUACAUCAGGAUCAAGAUUUAAUGAAACUCAUGAAUUAAAUGAUUUAUUAUCACAAGGUACAGGAUUAGAUACAUUUGGUAAUACAGGUGCUUCAAGAAUUUCUCAUCAUCAUACAAAAACUCAAAAUUUUAUAAAUUCAAGUGGUACAGGAUAUAAACAAGUUGGAAAUGAACAACACAGGUUAAGUUCAAAUGCUACUGGAAAUCCAUUUUUAAAUACUGGUGUAGGAUAUCAAUCUCAACAACAACAACCACCACCACAGCAGCAACAACAACAACAACAACAUCUACCACAGCAACAACAAUAUCAAUUAAAUUCAGCUUAUACAGGUUAUGGAUUUGGAAAUGCUCCAAAUCAACCUACUCAACAAUAUCAACAACAAAGAAAUAAUGAUGGUCCAAGUUUAAUAGAUAUUUGA
Messenger RNA from Lodderomyces pseudojiufengensis, 1596 nucleotides. RefSeq names its product epsin. The transcript has a single exon. The coding region runs from base 1 to 1596 and encodes 531 amino acids. Gene Ontology annotation, molecular function: phospholipid binding; clathrin binding. Gene Ontology annotation, cellular component: plasma membrane; clathrin vesicle coat; endosome. Gene Ontology annotation, biological process: endocytosis; actin filament organization. NCBI's taxonomy places the organism in Eukaryota, Fungi, Ascomycota, Pichiomycetes, Serinales, Debaryomycetaceae. The record is from RefSeq and is a predicted model, not a curated record.